GGCAGUGCUGUGGCUGCUACCCUAGAUGGCCGUGGGCAGCGCUGACUUGGGGCUGUUGUCUGUCUAACCCAGGCUGCAGAAAGCUGCAGUUAAAGUUCGUUUCUGGUCACGGCUCCAGAAACCCACCCUCCUCUGAGGGUCAAGAAGCGCUGCUUCCUUCUAGUUCCCGCAAGUUCCUCAUCUGCUUCUAGCUUGUUUCCCGCGCCACCUCCGGAUACCCUCAAGUCCCUGACACCCCCAGACUCAAACUAUGAGCCUUCGGCAGCUGCUUUUGCGCUUGCCCUGUUAUCUCGGGGCCUCGGGGCCCCGACGUGGCCCCCUCGACACCAUCUCCUCGGUGGUCUCCUGGCGUGGUCAGUCCUCCAGGUCCCCGGCCCACUGGAACCAAGUGGUGUCAGAGGCGGAGAAGAUCGUGGGCUACCCCACGUCCUUCAUGAGCCUCCGCUGCCUGCUGAGCGACGAGCUCAGCAACAUCGCUAUGCAGGUGCGGAAGCUGGUGGGGACUCAGCACCCUCUGCUUACCACAGCCAGGGGCCUUGUACACGACAGCCAGAAUAACCUCCAGUUGAGGGGCUUGGUGGUGCUACUUAUUUCUAAGGCAGCUGGGCCCAGCAGUGUGAAUGCUUCAUGUCAGAGCUAUGACAUGGUCAGUGGUAUCUAUUCAUGUCAAAGAAGUUUGGCAGAAAUCACAGAACUUAUCCAUACUGCUCUCCUUGUACAUCGUGGGAUAGUAAAUUUAGAUGAAUUGCAAUCUUCUGAUGGGCCACUGAAAGACAUGCAGUUUGGAAAUAAAAUAGCUAUCCUGAGUGGAGACUUUCUUCUAGCAAAUGCCUGCAAUGGACUAGCUCUUCUUCAGAACACCAAGGUUGUGGAACUUUUAGCAAGUGCUCUUAUGGAUUUGGUACAAGGAGUAUACCAUGAAAAUUCUACUUCAGCAAAGGAAAAUCAUAUCACAGAUGAUAUUGGAAUAUUAACUUGGAAGAAGCAGACUUUUCUCUCCCAUGGUGCCUUAUUAGCAAAGAGCUGCCAAGCUGCAAUGGAAUUAGCAAAGCAUGAUGCUGAGGUUCAGGAUAUGGCAUUUCAGUAUGGGAAGCACAUGGCCAUGAGUCAUAAGAUAAAUUCUGAUCUCCAGCCUUUUAUUAAAGAAAAGACCAGUGACUCCUUGACUUUUAAUCUAAACUCAGCUCCUGUAGUCUUACAUCAGGAGUUUCUUGGAAGAGAUUUGUGGAUGAAGCAGAUCAGAGAGGCUCAACGGAAAGGAAGAUUAGACUAUGCUAAGAUGCUGAUUCCAUCUUCAUGGAGAAGCUCUAUCAGCUUUCUUUCAAUGUGAUCUGCUCACUUCUAAGACUGAUAGCAUACCGGUCACUGUGCAUCCUGAGCAAAUGAGUAGGCUCCCCACUGCCUUGACUGUUGUUGGGAAGAUUUCACUUUUUGAUGCAUUUAAGUAAAUAAACACAUCUAAAGAAAUUUUGGAAAGUAGAAAAAAAUUACUCUCAGUCUCACCAUGCUCACAUGAUCAGUAUCACCAUUUCAUUUGUAUUUAAUCCAGCCUUUUCUGCUAUGCCUAUCUUUUUUGCAUGGUUGUAAUUAUAGUAUAAAUUCAACUUUGGGUCCUGCUGUUUUUACAUAAUACAUCAUAAACAUUUUUUCAUGGUGCUGCAGUCUUCAUAACCACUAUUGAUAAGUAGCUUAAAUUCUAAACAAGGUAUAUUGAAUUUUUAUUCCUGAUUGGUUUCUCUGGGAUAAAUGGGUAUACAGUAAAUACUCAUAAGUCAACAUCCCAACCUACUAUUAAGAAAGUCUUUGUCUUGGAAAAAUAGUGCCCCUGCAGGUUCUCCACAGCAGCAAGUUAAAACUGUGAAAUAAAUUCCCUUAAAAUUCUUUAGCCUGAAUGAUUAAUCUUUUCAGUUGGUGGUUCCCAUUCCUUCGAGACGAUGCUCAAAAUGGAUUCACAUCUCUAUGUAUUUUCCUCUCGCUUCACUGCAAGUUCUCAGCCAGCCACACUUCAGUAGGAUGACUUCUUUCUUCCCACUGAGGUUCACAAUCUCCUAGGACAGGAAAGGCCCUCAGACAGUUGUGUUAGCUUCUGCUCUUGGCCAAAACCAAGGAGAAACCAUUUUCUAAGAGUUGAGGAGCCGUCUUUCCUUCUUCAAGGACUUGGGAGAAGAGGACUCUAGAAACUCCUAGGGUUUGUUUGAAGGGAAACAAAAUAACCUUUAUCUGACUCAGAUCUUUCAUGCUAUAACAGUAUGAGUUUAUUGUGUUUUGUUAUUGUCUUCUUUUGUUUGGAUCUUUCUUUUUUUGUAAGCCUUCAAAUGAAGGAGAAAACAGCAUCAUCCUCAAAGAAUUAAGCUACACUUGCAACCUUUCCUUCCUUAAAUUAAUCAUCAUAACUUUACUAUUCGCAUUACUUCUCACUUGUCACAUUUCAAUGAAGUCUCCCUGCCUGUCCUCCUCCCUUAUAUCAUGAGUUGCACAGUUACUUAAACUUACUUGUGUAUGUGGAAUACGAUCAAUUAAUUGUGAGCUUCCUAAUUGCUGCCUGUUUAUGCAGUUCUGUACUUUUCUUUCCUUUUAUUCUUCUUUUUUUGAAGAUUUAGAAUUGCUUUAAUUGCAUUUUCAAAAGCAGCUUUAUUGAAGUAUAGUUUACAUAUCAUAAAAUUCAUCUAUUUUAAGUAUACAAUUCAAUGCUUUUUUAAUAAAUUUACGAAGUUGUGCAAGCAUCACUACAAUUCAGUUUUAAAGAUCCCUUGUGCACAUUUGCAGUCAACACCUGCUCCCACCCUCAAUCCUAGGCAGCCACUAAUCUACUCUCUGUCGCUAUAGAUUUGCCUUCUCUGGACAUUUUAUAUAAAUGGAGUUUUACAGUACUUAGUCUUUUGCAUCUGGUUUCUGUCACUUAGCAUAAUGUUUUUGAGGUUUAUGUAUGUUAUGGAAUUAAUCAUUAUUUCAUUCCUUUAUAUUGCUAAAUAAUAUUCCAUCGAACAGAUAUAUUAUAUUCAUUUAUCCCUUUACCGGUUGAUUGGCAUUUGGGUUGUUUCUACUGUUGACCUAUUAUUAAUAAUGCUGUUGUGAAUACUCAUGUACAAGUCGUUAUGUGGACAUAAGUUUUCAUUUCUCCUGAGUAGAUCCUCAGGAGUAAAAUUUAUAAUAAAUUUAUGUUUAACCUGU
Messenger RNA from Lagenorhynchus albirostris (white-beaked dolphin), 3171 nucleotides. It is a transcript of the gene PDSS2, whose product is annotated as decaprenyl diphosphate synthase subunit 2. The record is from RefSeq and is a predicted model, not a curated record. Lineage: Eukaryota; Metazoa; Chordata; Mammalia; Artiodactyla; Delphinidae. Gene Ontology annotation, molecular function: prenyltransferase activity. The transcript has 8 exons. Bases 251 to 1330 code for a protein of 359 amino acids. Gene Ontology annotation, cellular component: mitochondrion; transferase complex. Gene Ontology annotation, biological process: ubiquinone biosynthetic process; isoprenoid biosynthetic process.